Molecule: messenger RNA, 1765 nt
Organism: Nymphaea colorata (pocket water lily)
Lineage: Eukaryota; Viridiplantae; Streptophyta; Magnoliopsida; Nymphaeales; Nymphaeaceae
Product: cytochrome P450 86B1-like
Exons: 1
Coding region: 88-1629 (513 amino acids)
Molecular function (GO): oxidoreductase activity, acting on paired donors, with incorporation or reduction of molecular oxygen; heme binding; monooxygenase activity
Source: RefSeq, a predicted model, not a curated record
CAAUAUGACAAAAUCUCUUGUUAAAUACGGUCGCACACAUGGCCUUUCUUCCACACUUGCGUCCUUGCAUAGCACGGUCCGCCAUUAAUGGACUCCCUGCUAUCACCUUGGUGCUCUGCAGGAACUCUCGGCAGCCUGAGAUGGCCGGAGAUAUGUCUCUCCUUCCUCACCUUCUUCUUCCUUCAUCACCUCAUCACACAGAGAAAGCAACCCAUAAGGAGCUGGCCCUUUCUGGGCAUGCUCCCCUCUGCACUUCUCAAUAUCCACAGACUCUACGACUGGGCCGUAGAUUUGUUCACCAGCCAUGGAAGCACCAUAGCCUUCCGGGGACCAAUCCUCAGUAACAUGAACAUCGUGGCGACCUGCGACCCCAGAAACAUAGAGCACAUGCUCAAGUCCAGCUUCGACAACUUCCCCAAAGGCGGCGAAUUCCGCGACGUCUUCUCCGAUCUCAUGGGCGACGGCAUCUUCAACUCCGACUCGGAGUCAUGGAAGAGGCAGAGGAAGAUGGCGAAUGCUCUGGUGCACUCCAAGUCCUUCCGUGGCUUCGCGGCCACAACGACGCAGCACCUGGUAAGGCGCCACCUCCUGCCGGUGCUCGGCAGCUUUGCUCGCUCCGGCUCGGCCUUCGACCUGCAGGACGUGCUGCUCAGAUUCACCUUCGACAGCACAUGCACGGCGGUCUUCGGCGAGAGCAUGAAGUCUCUCUCCGAGGAGCUCCCCUCGGUGCCAUUCGCUAAAGCAAUGGACGACGUGAUGGAGGCGAUAAUGUACCGCUACGUGUUGCCUAAGAGCUGGUGGCAACUUCUUCGCCGACUCAACGUCGGCAAGGAAAGGCAGCUCGCCGACGGGUUGAUCGUGAUCAACGACUUUGUUUCUCUACAACUGGAGACGAGGAAGAAGACGAAGGCGUGUUCCCCUGAAAGCAUGGACCUCCUAUCGGCUUACGCCUCGGUGUCAAAUGAUGAGGUCUUUCUUCGGGACACCGCCGUUAACUUUCUGGUCGCCGGUCGCGACACCUCCGGCACCGCGCUGAGUUGGUUCUUCUGGCUACUGUCCAGAAACCCAUCUGUGGAGAAGAAGAUCAUGGAAGAGCAGAGGAUGGUACUUGCAGAAACGUCUGAUCACAGGGACUGGUUCGAAAUAGAGGACUUGAACAAGAUGGUGUACUUGCAUGCCUCGCUUUGUGAGACACUGAGGUUGUAUCCUUCGGUGCCCAUAGGGCAGAAGGGCGUAGUGAAAGAAGAUGUGCUUCCUUGUGGAACUGUGGUGAAACCAGGAACAGUGAUCUUGUACGCCAUAUUUGCAGUGGGGAAGAUGGAGUGGGUGUGGGGAAAGGAUUGCCUUGAGUUCAAACCAGAGAGGUGGUUGGACGACCAAGGUAGGCUCAGGCAUGAAACUAACGGGUUUAGGUUUCUGGCCUUUAAUGGCGGACCAAGGACUUGUGUUGGUAAGGAUAUGGCCUUCGUCCAGAUGAAGUACGCUGCUGCUGAGAUUCUGUUGAACUUCGAGAUUCAUGUGGUAGAAUGUCACCGGGUUUCCGCCAAGCCUUCGGUCAUUAUGACCAUGAAGAAUGGAUUGAUGGUGAAGGCAAAAGUGAAGCCUAAAGACAGCCGGCUUGAAAAUUAAUGUAAAUCGCAAUAUUAUAUAUAUAUAUAUAUAUAUCUUCACCUUAUAUACUGUAAGGUAGGGAACUUGAUAUGUACGUAUUAAUGCUUAUUACCGUCACAUAUAUAUUCUUAAUGCAAUUACCCUUUCUCCUGUA